GCGGAGAGGCGUUUCCGUUUCCGGUGGCUGAAGGUGGGGGUGGGAGAGGGCCUCCUCCGAGGAAGAAAGUGGCAGAGAAAGAAAAGGAGGAACGGAGGAAGGAAAGAAGGAAGGAAGGAAAGAAAGAAGGAGGAAAGGAAGCAGCUGCCGCCGCCGGACGGAGCGAGCCAAGCAGCCUCCGCCGCCGCCUUUGGGGCGAAGCAGGAACACUAAAAUGAAGGCAGGUUGUCCCAUUGUGGAGAAGCCGGAAGCAGGCGGAGGCUACCACUUCCCAGACUGGGCCUACAAGACUGAGUCCAGCCCAGGCUCCCGGCAGAUCCAGCUCUGGCACUUCAUCCUGGAGCUGCUGCAGAAGGAGGAAUUCCGACACGUCAUUGCCUGGCAGCAGGGCGAAUACGGGGAGUUUGUCAUCAAAGACCCCGAUGAGGUGGCCCGCCUGUGGGGCCGGAGGAAAUGCAAGCCCCAGAUGAACUACGACAAGUUGAGCCGGGCCCUCAGAUACUACUACAACAAGAGAAUCCUGCACAAGACAAAAGGGAAAAGGUUCACCUACAAGUUCAACUUCAAUAAGCUGGUGAUGCCCAAUUACCCCUUCAUUAAUGUCCGGCCCACCGGCGUGGUCCCACAGAGUGCUCCUCCCGUGCCCACGGCUUCUUCUCGCUUCCACUUUCCUCCUCUGGACAGCCACUCUCCCACUGAAGAAUCCCAGCCUGGCCGCUUCUCCGGCAGACCCUUGGUGCCCCCAUCUGGCACAGAGGCUCUCAAUAAUGGCGUAAUCGGUGAGAAGUCAUCUCCCAUGCCUGAGAUGGACGGUGGCUCCCCAGACUGGCAUCGCAGCAUGGACCCCCUGGUCUCUCGCAACAACUCCUCUGCUGCCGCUGCCGCCGCUGCCUCCUUAGGUGGCGUGGGCCCCCAGAAGCGUAAGCCGGACUUGGUGCUUCCUCUCUUCGGCCGGUCGGGGAUGUACCCUGACCCCCACAGCCCGUUUGCAGUCUCCCCGCUGCCGUCCCGUGGAGGGGUGCUGAACGUUCCCAUCUCGCCUGCCUUGUCCCUGACGCCCACCUUCUUCUCCUACAGCCCCUCUCCCAGCAUGAGCCCCUUUGCAGCCGGGGGCAGCUGCUUCUCCUUCAGCCCCGAGGAGAUGAAGCACUACCUCCACUCACAGGCCUGCUCAGUCUUCAACUACCACCUGAGUCCCCGGACCUUCCCUCGCUACCCAGGCCUGUUUAUGCCCCCCAUCCAUUGCCCCCCUCAGGUGCCUCCAGAGGAUCAGCACCCCUUCCCCAUUAAGCUGCAGCCUCCGCCGGUGGGGCGCAAGAACCGAGAGCGGCAGGAGAGCGGCGGUGGCAGCGGAGGGGGGCCCGGGGCUUCCCAGCCACCUUUGGCAUCACCCGUCCAGAUUAAGACGGAGCCCAUCUUGGACCAGGAGCCGGAGCGCAGCUCGUCACCAGAGGGAGACCAGGUGGGGCAGGAGGAAGGCGCCAGCACAGCUGAGGGUAUCAAGAGCCAGGAACAGGAGAAGGAUGCUCUCUUUGCUAGGCCGGUUGCCCCCUCGUGGGCUGCAGCUUCGCCGUCCCCCAGCCAGGCCAACGUCCCAGCCAUCGAGAAACCGAAGCAAGAGGAAGGAGCGAGCGAGAGACCCAGCCCCCAGGAAUCCAUGGGGGAGCCGGGCCCUCCAGAAAAGAGGGAGGAUGCUGUGAUGCCCCCGAAGCUGCGCCUGAAGCGCCGCUGGAAUGGCGACCGGCAGGCAGAGAUUUCCGAGGAGGGCCAGGGCAGGCACUCCUUCUGGGGAGGUCGUCUGGACACCCCUCACAUCCUCCUGGCCCCCAAGGCUGCCAUGGAUACUUAGACUGGCGGGGGCUCUUCUGUUGGCAUGUAACAAGGUUGGCCUGGCUGGGGCUGCAGAGUGAGAGAGGAGGAGGAAGAGAAGGAAAAGGGGGCUGGAAUGGUUUGCUAAAGUCUAGACAUUUUUGCGGGGAGGGGUUUGCUUUGCGCGUGUGUGUGCGUGUGUGUGCGCAUGUUAAUUGCAGGUAAAACGCGGUCUGCCAUGUUUGGAGGGACGGGUGGAGGGGUCCCAAAGGGGAGGUUUGCCUCGCAGGCGGAAAGCCCCUUGGUCACGUCUGCAGCAAAAGGACUCCUGAACCCACCCCUCUGCCUAACCUCCCCCCUUUUUAUCUAUAGCAUUUUAUAGAAGCAAGAACCUGCCUGAAUGUAUAUAAAUUACUUUUCUAGGGAGGCUGGUCAAUGAAAUUGAGGAAGACUUCGUCUCUGUUCAGAACUGGAAUGUGUCUUGUGUCAAAACAGGAAACAAGAGAUGUUAUUGUGGGGAGGGGGAUGAAACAUUGCACUGUCUUUUAAAUUUUUAAAGUGGAAAUUGCAGGAAGAGAAAACCGAAACACAAAGCCAGCUGCAGGCCAUCCAUCGCCCAGAGAGAGCCCCGUGGGGCUGGUGCGAUGGGGCUUUGCAACCCUUAAGUGUUACUUUUGGGAGGGUUUUGGGGGGAGGAGGGACGGUAACGCUUAAGGGGAUAUUUUCACAAAUACUGAAGAAGCCAUGAUGGGGAGUCAUUUUAAGAUCUUUUCAGGGAUGGGAGAGGAAUGUGGAAGUAAAAAAUAUAUAUAUCUCUAUAUAAGAAAACAAAAAACCAGAUGCCUUUAAUAAGCUGUGCUCCUUGCUUUACCUUUGUGGUUGCUGUGGGUGAGGAGGGGUCUGCUUAGGAGCACCCCAAGAGACAGGUUGGGGGGCUCCCAGGAUGGAGGACAGGUGGGCUCCCCAGUCCUUUUCUGUCUUGCCUUAACUCUGCUCCUGUGGGAGGCCAGUGUCAGGGAAAUGGAGGCUCUUCCGCUCGGCCAAAGGGGAAGGCUGGGCCGUGCCAGGGGACUCCAGUGGCCUUUGCCUUGGUGUGUCUUGGGGUUGGCCACCGGAGGAGGAGCCUGCAGAAGGGGCCAGGCACUGCUCAGGGGAUCAAGUCAGCCUGGGGAGGGGGGCCUUGUGGUUCAAAUGCAUUGGCGAUGGUGCUGCGGAGUUUGGGAUCGGGAGGGAGGGAGGGCAGGAAAGCCAGGGUCUGGGCAGGUGGAUCAGCCCCAGCUGCCAGGGAGUCUGCUGUCUCUAGGGAAAUUGGGCCUUGGUCGGUUCGGGAGGGAGGCUACGACCUCCUGGCUUCUGUGCUAAAGAAGGCACCUUUGCAGGGGGCCUGACCUCCCUUGGUUGGAAGGAGGCCUUAAGCACGGUUGUGCUUGACCUCUGAUGCUGGGAGACUUGUUGCAAAGGGGGAGAUCUUCAGACCUCCUUAGAGAUCCUCUGUGGUUGGAGAGAGAGAGUGAGAGUGGGUGUGUGUGUGAAGGGGGCCAUUGCUGGGCUUGCUGCCCCUCUCAGAGUUUGCUUCUGUGCCCAGCCGCCUCUCCCCUGCCCUGGGCAGCCUGGCUGAAUGAACCCUGGGAGGACUGGGCUGUUGGUUGUGGGGAGAUGGGGUGGGGGCAUGUUCCCUAAAUAAGUGAGCCGGCCAGCUGACAGCCACUUUCGGAGGGAGUAUAUCCCCUUGUGAAGGGCAUCAAGAGAGCUGUUUGGAGGCCACUGGUUGGGGGGGGGGGCACUGGUCAGGGGGCUGCUGUUGUUGGGAGUGCAUGCCUUGUGUGCUGGCGGGUUGCUCACUCCUGUGCCCAGGGGAGGGGGGGUACACUGUUUCUGUGCCCAGGGAAGCGUGCCAUAGAGUUUGCCUGGCACUUCUGUCCCUUGGCCAGAGCACACACCCCCCCCCAGUCUGGGACUUGGACCCCUUCCCCACCCACAUGUUACAGCCAUACCCACCUCUCUAUUUUGCAUUAGGGCGGAGGCUUCUGGGGCGCUCCAGAGCACCCCCAAAGUGGAAGGGGCUGGCAGAGGGCCCCCCUUUAAAACUCAGGAAUUGAAACACGGGGCCUUUUUGGAUCAGGACAUAUGAACCUUCCCUACCCAAUAGUAUCCAAGUGCCGGAAUCAAAGUGGGGCUGGUGGUGGGGCUCAUUCCGUGGGGAGGGCAGGAAGUAAGAGUGUCCCCAGUGUUAUCUUUCCCAGUCCUCCCAAUUAGCUCCCCCCCUCCCUUUUUGGCCCCUCUCCCUCCUUUGAUAGCCCUUGUCUUGCAAAACUGCCCGCUCGCUUCAGGGACGAAAGGGCUCUCAGGGUCUUCGGGGGGGGUGAUGGUGGAUGGGGCAGCCCCACUUGCUCCAUUUGCCACUGGCUCAGGGAGAUGCUGCUCUGGCUUUGAGAAGGGUGAUGAUAGCAGGGCAAGCCAGUGCGUGCUCCCCUCGUUCUCCCGGCUGGGUGCGCUUGCAUGCCAGGGGCUUUUUUAACUUAAGAGGAAGGACCAUGCAGGGAAACGGAAAUGGCUUUCUUGUGCCAAAUGCCAAGCCUGGUGGAUGGAGAAUGGGUGUUGAGGGUACAUUAAUCUUUUUAGAAACCAUUUUCUUAGCCAGAGAAAACAGUGGGGUGACAGGUGUGUGUGUGGGGGGGGAUGAGGACAACAUUGAAGCUGUAUCUUGCCACCUCCCUCCCCUCUGGAGGAGGCGGCUUUGAGGGUUGCAGGUGGGCCAUGCUUGCAGGGCCUCUCAGUUCUAGAAGCACCCUUGGCCAGGGCUCUGGCUCUGUCCCUUAAGGCAGCUCUGGCUCUCCAAAAGAGCAGGCAGUAGCUUCUCGUAUGCCCAGAGGGCAAGACUGGCACAGGGAGGAAGGGGACAUGUACGGCUGUUCCCUCGGAGGUGCCUGGCGCUUGGGGCACCUUGCCUGGGGACCUACACAGGGUCCAGCCCUCACGGUCUGGGUCAGUUUCUGCUGACUUUUGGGGAUGGAUCAAGCCUCUCCCAGGAUGGUGCUGGCCCCUGAGUGGCGACUCCGGGAAUCCCCCUUUUCCCUGCCCUUCGAGGGAAACAGCGUACUGAAGUCUGUGUCCUUCCCAGGAAAAGAGGCGCAGAGACUGCCUGCCUUCCUUCCUUCCAGGGAGGGCUAGCUUUGAUGGACUCCCCUUUCAAUUCCAUAAUUGUUUUGCUUUUCAAAAGCAUUGACUCUUUUACUUUUAUCGUUUUCUGGAUCGUGGUGGGAUUUUAGCAAGAGAGAUUUCUUUGCUUUGAAACCUUUCUGAUUAGAUUUCUUUU
Sceloporus undulatus (fence lizard) is the source of this 5125-nucleotide messenger RNA. RefSeq names its product ETS variant transcription factor 3 (gene ETV3). Lineage: Eukaryota; Metazoa; Chordata; Lepidosauria; Squamata; Phrynosomatidae. Gene Ontology annotation, biological process: cell differentiation; regulation of transcription by RNA polymerase II. The transcript is spliced from 5 exons. Gene Ontology annotation, molecular function: DNA-binding transcription factor activity, RNA polymerase II-specific; sequence-specific DNA binding. The record is from RefSeq and is a predicted model, not a curated record. The coding region runs from base 215 to 1849 and encodes 544 amino acids. Gene Ontology annotation, cellular component: nucleus.